ACUCCAAAUUAAGAAACCCUUCGUAUCUUCUCUUCUUCCUUUCUCCCACGCGCACCACUCCUCUCUAUCCAACCACACCCCGCCACCUCACCCCUCCUCUAUCAAUCCACAACUUCACGCGCUCCAACGCGCGUGAGAUUCUUAACCCCACCAUUUUCUCUCUCUUCUCCUUCAAAACUUUCCGCCUCACACGAUAAUUCACCAAACUUCUCCCCCCCCCCCUCAACUCACAUAUAAAUUCUUCCUGUACUUCCCGAAUUACCCUCGCAUUGCCAUCCAAUUUUCGGUUUCUACCUUAACCGAGAAAAAGUAUGGGGGAAAUGGUGAGACUCAACUUGCAAAACGACGACGCUUCGGAAGAACGCUUGCUUGAUGAUGUUGCGGGUCCCACUGGUUACAACAAUGGCGGCGGAGCAACCGGUGACCUGUCAUGGCGGUUAAACUUUGACGCUUAUCAGUUAUCUCCUGAGCAGAAGGAGAAACCGCCGCGUAAACUCCAUGACUGUCUUGGAGUUAAAGGGCCAGAAGAUGAUGUAGCUGAGUAUUAUCAGCAGCAAGUAGAAAUGCUGGAGGGUUUCAGUGAAAUGGAUGCCUUGGCUGAGCGUGGAUUUGUUCCUGGGAUGUCAAAGGAAGAACGAGAAAAGCUGGCUAAAAGUGAAACAUUUGCUAUCAGGUUAUCAAAUAUUGCCAAUAUGGUUCUUUUCAUUGCAAAGGUUUAUGCAUCCAUCCAAAGUGGUUCUUUAGCAAUUAUUGCAUCCACACUGGAUUCACUUCUGGAUCUUCUAUCGGGUUUCAUUCUGUGGUUCACUGCCUUUUCUAUGUCAACACCCAACCCAUAUCAAUACCCAAUUGGAAAGAAACGUAUGCAACCACUGGGGAUUCUCGUUUUUGCUUCUGUCAUGGCUACUCUGGGGUUGCAGAUUAUCCUGGAGUCAACUCGGCAGCUCGCAUCUGAUGAGAGUGAUUUCAGCUUGAAUAAUGAUCAAGAAAGAUGGCUUGUGGGUAUCAUGUUGUCAGUGACUUUGGUUAAACUUCUAUUAGUCCUCUACUGUCGCUCUUUUACCAAUGAGAUAGUCAAAGCUUAUGCCCAAGACCAUUUCUUUGACGUUAUUACCAACAUAAUUGGCCUUAUUGCCGCUCUCCUGGCUAAUUAUGUCAGUGACUGGAUGGACCCUGUUGGAGCCAUCAUUCUUGCUUUGUACACAAUACGUACAUGGUCAAUGACAGUGUUGGAAAAUGUAAAUUCAUUGGUCGGAAGAUCUGCUACACCAGACUUCCUGCAGAAAUUAACUUACCUUUGUUGGAACCACCAUAAGGCCAUCAGGCACAUUGACACAGUCCGAGCAUACACUUUUGGGUCCCACUACUUUGUCGAGGUUGACAUAGUGCUGCCUGCUAGCAUGCCCCUGCAAGAAGCUCAUGACAUUGGCGAAUCUUUGCAAGAGAAACUUGAACAAUUAUCUGAGAUAGAACGUGCUUUUGUUCACCUCGACUAUGAAUACACACACAAACCUGAGCAUGCGCAAGCCCAUCUAUAGAUGCUCGUCUGACAGGUGAAGAAAUUUUCAUCUUGCGUAUCUUCUGUAAUUAUGCUGGAUAUGCUUUACAAUCUUCACGAGCAAAAGGCUGUACAAGUGUGGGAUUCGAUGAUAUUUUGCAGUGGGUUUUGACCUAAAUUUUAGAAAUGGGUAUCAUGGUUUUAGGCUUUUAGCAUCAUCUGAAAUGCGGAAGUCUGAGUCUGAGCUGUGGUCUGGAUCCACUGAACUUCUCCUACUUCAUCCUGAAUAGCUGCCUCUAUUAAGCUUCUUAUCCUAGUUAAUUUUUAUUUUGGUUUGAGCUGUAUAUGUUAGCCCUAAAAUAACCAAAACUCUAUUUUUCUUGGUAUAUAUGAUUGAAUUACUUUGGAUAA
Beta vulgaris subsp. vulgaris (sugar beet) is the source of this 1909-nucleotide messenger RNA. RefSeq names its product metal tolerance protein 11. Gene Ontology annotation, molecular function: manganese:proton antiporter activity. The transcript has 6 exons. NCBI's taxonomy places the organism in Eukaryota, Viridiplantae, Streptophyta, Magnoliopsida, Caryophyllales, Amaranthaceae. Gene Ontology annotation, cellular component: membrane. The coding region runs from base 312 to 1538 and encodes 408 amino acids. Gene Ontology annotation, biological process: transmembrane transport; monoatomic cation transport. The record is from RefSeq and is a predicted model, not a curated record.